UCUGCCAUUUUUGUCAUAGGCUCUACUGAGGGGCACUAAUUGCUUGCCCCCUUCUAUUCACACCUUCUACUCUGCAAACCGUUGGGCUUGGUAUCCAAGCUAAAUUUUUCGCCCCUCCGGGGCCCUUGCUCUGAAACUUAGGACAAAUGGCGCUGUCACGGACAUCAAAGCUGCUUCAAUACAUUAACUUCCGCAUGCGGGUAACGCUGGUGGAUAGCAGGCAGAUUGUUGGCAGGUUUAUGGCAUUUGAUCGCCAUAUGAACCUCGUAUUGGGCGAUUCUGAGGAGUUCCGCCGCCUGGCCCCUAAGAAGGGCAAGUCAGAGGAGGAGCGUGAGGAGCGUCGCGUACUGGGGCUCGUCCUUCUUCGCGGGGAGGAGAUUGUCUCCCUGACCAUCGAAGGUCCUCCGCCCAAUGAGGACAUGCGGACCGAGAGGUCGCAGACCGGAGCGGGCGGCCCGGGCAUCGGGAGAGCCGUGGGGCGUGGUAUGCCCGCCGCGGCUCCUGGCCAAGCUCCUGCGGGCUUGGCUGGCCCAGCCCGUGGCGUUGGCGGCCCGGCUCCCGGCAUGAUGAUGCCGCGGCCCCAGGUCUCCGCGGCCCCGGUGCCGCGGCCAGGCAUGCCCCCGCCCGGCAUGCCUCCUCCGCGACCAGGCAUGCCCCCACCUGGCAUGCCCCCGCCGGGUAUGCCGCCCCCGCGCCCUGGUAUGCCGCCACCCCCCGGAAUGGGCCCGCCGGGCAUGAUGCCGCCGCCUGGCGCCAUGCCUCCUCCGGGGAUGCCCCCGCGGCCUGGAAUGCCCCCGCCGCCCGGCAUGCCCCCGGGCAUGAUGCCCCCGCCGGGAAUGCCCCCGCCGCGACCGGGUAUGAUGCCCCCGCCCGGCAUGCCACCCCCGGGCAUGCCGCCCCCAGGCAUGCCUCCCCCGGGUAUGCCCCCGCCGGGCAUGCCGCCGCCGAGGCCGGGAAUGCCGCCUCCGGGUAUGCCCCCACCGGGCAUGCCACCGCCGGGGAUGCGGCCACCCGGACAAUAAGCUGCAGGCUUGUGGUCAAACGCUUUGUCCCAUUCCUCCUGCGGCUUGCGGGCGUAGCGUGGGCUAGCUGCUAGCAAGCUGGAAUUGGCGGGACGUUGGCGAGCAUGGGGGCUAGCGAAAUGGAGCUUCAGUGUGGGAAGAUGGCUGCUGUUGCGCUGCGACCGAAGCCAUUUGCUGCGCUCCUGUACACGGCGUAUCCUGCAGGAUAAGGCACCGGAGAGUUUUUAGGCCGCAUGCUUUUUAACGCGCUUCAAUGGAACCGUGCGGAUCCUUUUUCAUUGUUGCUGGGCGGGGUUUGGGAGGGGAUGGGCUACGGCGCCAUGCAACAUGUGGUGCAUGGCGAGACUGGAUGUGUGCAGAUCGAAUUCAGCGUCUCUUGUGCAUGCAAUGCGUUGAGAUUGCGCUUCGAGCUCUAGGUCAGCGUCUGGCGCGCGUUGCUUCCUUGUUGGAUGUACGACAGUGUGGAUUAUUGGUUACGAUUGGCUCCACCACAAUCGCCGGGCGACUAGACGUCUUUGGCGGUUGCAUUAGCAAGAUAGUGGGCCGCUGUUUUGUUAAUGGGUUGGGUGCGCGACAGGCGACAUCCCAUCGUUCGUCGCUUGGGUGAUGGAACACUGACACGGCUUGCCUCAUUGUUUGGUGGCGAGGGUAAGGCAUUAAGCUGAUUGUGAGUAAAUGUGAUGCGCUCCCGUUCUUACAGUGGAUGGAUAUCAAUGAGCAACCACGGGUGUUCAGUAGGGCCUUCGCUGUGUUCUGACAAAAUUUGGCGUAAUGAAAUUACCAAAGAUUCGUUGGCCAUUGGUGUGAAUUUACUUGAAUGUGUGUCUCUACUUCCAUGGGUUUGGGUGAAGCACGUUGGCCUAUUCAGGGCACUACUCUGACUAGUUGCGGAACUUAGAG
This is a messenger RNA of Astrephomene gubernaculifera, 1922 nucleotides long. The record is from the annotation of a GenBank genome assembly. Lineage: Eukaryota; Viridiplantae; Chlorophyta; Chlorophyceae; Chlamydomonadales; Astrephomenaceae.